UCCCGCGGGUUUCCUGUCCGGCAGCGGCGAGCCGGGGGCGGGCAGGAAGGGAUGCGCUGCCCAGAAGGUGCGGGGGCGGGCCGCGCCCGGUCCCCAGUGCCCCCAGCCCUCCCGCUGCCCGCCCUUCCUGCGCCGUCGGGGGCGGGCCCGGGCGGGGCUGCGGGAGCGGCGCGCCGCGAAGCCUGGGCGCGCAGUCCCGCCGCGGGAUGCUCCGCGCUCUGCCUCGCGGCCCUUGAGGCCUCCCGCCCGCCUCGCCGCCUCGCCCGGCCGGCCCGGGGCUGCUGCACCCGCCAGUCCCGAAAGGUGUUUUUUUAAAAAAAUCACAAUUUGGAUGUGAAAAAGGACAUGAGGAGACUAAAGACCUGGGAUUUUGCUGAUCAGAAUGAAACCAAUGUUGAAAGACUUCUCAAAUCUAUUGUUGGUGGUGCUCUGUGACUAUGUUCUUGGAGAAGCUGAAUAUCUCUUCUUGGGAGAGCCAGGCCAUGUAGCGCUAAGCAACAAGACAGUGUCUGUGGAUUUCCAGUAUUUUGAUGGUGCUAAUGGGACGCUGAGGAAUGUGUCUGUCCUGCUGUUGGAGGCCAACACCAAUCAGACUGUUACCACCAAGUACCUCCUGACCAACCAGUCCCAGGGAACACUCGAGUUCGAGUGCUUCUAUUUCAAGGAGGCUGGCGAUUACUGGUUCACAAUGACUCUGGAAGUGACAGACAAUAGCACUCCAGUCUCCUGGUGGGAGAAAAGUGCCUUUCUGAAGGUGGAAUGGCCUGUCUUUCACGUUGACUUGAACAGGACCUCCAAGGCAGCAGAAGGCACCUUCCAGGUGGGCCUUUUCACCAGUCAACCACUAUGCCUGUUUCCUGUGGACAAGCCCGACAUCAUGGUGGACGUCAUCUUCACCAACAGUCUUCCCCAGGCCAGAACAAGCCCGGAGCAGCCGCUGGAGAUAAGAGCCAGCAAAAGGACAGAACUCACUCAAGGUCAGUGGGUUGAGUUUGGCUGUGCACCUGUGGGGCCAGAAGCCUAUGUCACUGUGGUGCUGAGGCUGCUUGGGCGAGACUCGGUCAUUACCUCCACGGGGCCCAUUGACUUGGCCCAGAAGUUCGGAUACAAACUGGUGAUGGUGCCAGAGCUCACGUGUGAGUCCGGCGUGGAGGUGAUGGUGCUGCCCCCACCGUGCAUCUUCGUCCAGGGAGUGAUCGCUGUCUUCAAGGACGCUCCUGGACACCCUAGGGGGCGGACUGUUCAGCUGGCCGAGAACAACCUGCCCCUGGGAGAGAGGAGAACAGUAUUUAACUGCACUUUGUUUGACAUGGGGAAGAAUAAAUACUGCUUUGACUUUGGCAUUUCAAGCAGAAGCCAUUUUUCUGCAAAGGAGAAGGAGUGCAUGCUAAUCCAGAGAAAUAUAGAAACUUGGGGACUGUGGCAGCCAUGGAGCCAGUGUAGCACCACAUGUGGGGAUGGUGUCAGAGAGCGUCGCCGCGUGUGUCUCACUUCCUUCCCCUCCAGACCUGGCUGCCCUGGAAUGUCCUCGGAGACCUCCCUGUGUUCCCUGGAGGAGUGUGCUGCUUUCUGGCCAUCUAGCCCAUCUCCUCUUCAGCCCCAGGUUCCAGUGAAGUCCAACAACAUCGUGACGGUCACUGGUAUAUCCUUGUGCUUGUUCAUCAUCAUCGCCACCGUGCUCAUCACGCUGUGGAGGAGGUUUGGCCGCCCCCCCAAGUGUAGCACCCCAGCUCGACACAGCUCUAUCCACUCCCCCGGCUUCCGGAAGAACUCGGACGAGGAGAACAUCUGUGAGCUGAGUGAGCAGCGCGGGAGCUUCUCGGACGGGGGUGACGGGCCCGCGGGGAGCCCCGGGGACGUGGGCAUCCCUCUGACCUACAGGCGGAGUGUGCCUGCCACCCCCGAGGACGAUGCCUCCGGCAGCGAGAGCUUCCAGUCCAACGCCCAGAAGAUAAUCCCCCCUCUGUUUAGCUACCGCCUUGCCCAGCAGCAGUUGAAGGAGAUGAAGAAGAAAGGUCUAACAGAAACCACCAAAGUGUACCACGUGUCUCAGAGUCCCCUGACGGACACUGCCAUUGACGCUGCUGCCAGCGCCCCCUUGGACUUGGAAAGCUCAGAAGAAGCGGCGGCAAACAAGUUCCGGAUCAAAUCCCCAUUUCUGGACCAGCCUGUGGUCAGUGCCGGGGAAAGGCCUCCCUCCAGGUUGGAUUUCAGUGUGUCUCAGGCCAGCUGUGCCGUCAGCCCCAGCCAGACCCUGAUCCGCAAGUCACAGAUGAGGCAUGUGGGCAGCAGAGGGGGCCCCUCGGAGAGGACUCACCCCAGGAAUCCCCACUUCAGGAGGACAGCUAGUUUUCAUGAAACCAAGCAAGCCCGGCCAUUCAGGGAGAGGAGCAUGUCCACUCUGACACCACGGCAGGCCCCUGCCUAUAGCUCCAGGACGCGGACCUGGGACCAGGCAGAGGACAGAUUUAGGCCUCAGAGUCGAAGUGCCCACAUGUUUCCUGAGAAACCGGAGCAUUCCCAAGGGGCAGGGGGAACCAGUGGUCCAUUAAGCCCUGUCCCUAGAUCCUACACCGUGGGACAGCCCUCAAGGAAACCGGACCUGGGGGAUCGCCAGGCAGGAUUAGUGGCAGGAGUUGAGAGAACAGAGCCUCAUAGAGCCCGCAGGGGACCGUCCCCAAGUCACAGGAGUGUCUCAAGAAAGCAGUCUUCCCCCACAUCCCCUAAAGAAAGCUACCAGAGGGUCAGUCCUCUGAGCCCUUCUCAAUGUAGGAAAGACAAGUGUCAGAGCUUCCCUGCCCACCCUGAGUUCGCCUUCUAUGACAAUUCCUCAUUUGGCCUCACAGAGGCGGAGCAGAGGAUGCUGGACCUCCCAGGAUAUUUUGGGUCAAAUGAAGAGGAUGAAACCACAAGUACACUUAGUGUGGAGAAGCUGGUAAUCUAGACCAAGAAUCAGACCAAGACUUUACACAGCUGGGCUGAGCUGCUCACAUUGUUCUGUGGACUGUUUUGUAUGACUAUUUGUGCUGUAGGACAGAAUGUGGGCAGGAAAUAACUCACACCAGAGGAUGAUGUGUGUGUACGCAUGUGUUCUAAUUCGUAAGGAAGAAGUUAUUUAUCCUGAAGUUUUCCCUUUUUUACCCCAUUUCUAUUGGUUUAUUAUUAAUAAUGAUAAUAAAAUUUAAA
This is a messenger RNA of Propithecus coquereli (Coquerel's sifaka), 3186 nucleotides long. It is a transcript of the gene THSD1, whose product is annotated as thrombospondin, type I, domain containing 1. The record is from RefSeq and is a predicted model, not a curated record. The coding region runs from base 383 to 2944 and encodes 853 amino acids. Gene Ontology annotation, cellular component: cell periphery. Lineage: Eukaryota; Metazoa; Chordata; Mammalia; Primates; Indriidae. The transcript has 5 exons.